GUUGUAUAAAAGAAUCAUGUCUGGAACCGAUUAUAUUCUACAGACAACUUUUUGAAUGUGUUUCAUUGAUAUACAUAUUGCUUGUAUCUCCUAAGUGCACGCCAUGAACGCAGUUCCAGUAUCUAUGUCUUAUCAUAUUUCAAACGUCACAGGUAAAUGACACCCAAACACAACCCGAACACGUUAUCUAAAGAAGAUUCAUACAAUCAUUAUUUUCGGCUGGUCAGGUUAAACUGCUCGAUUGUCAUAACCAUCAACCCGAUGGAAGCACUCGAAAUAAAAGCCAAAUAUACCAAAAGAAGACUAAGACGUUGAUUGGUUAAAACAGAACACUAUUGCCUGUCAGCAGAACACUUUCCACGUGGUACUUCAGAUGGGCCGCCUGGGCUCCUCAAUUCAUUGGGCCGUUAAGUCAAGUCAAACGUGCAAAUGGUUUCAUCCUUAAUUCAUUUCAAUGAUGAAGCACUUCUUGGAGCAAACAAUCCGUGUGUACAUUAUACAUAAGUGGAAGGAGGAGGCAGAAUAAAGAAUGUUGUGAUAUAUCCUUGCUCUUCAUCUGCCUCCACCGCUAGCGCAGAUAUGAACGAGGUGGCUACGACUGUGCAUACUGCCUGCGAUGCAUGCUAGGCUUCACAUGGAGUAUUAAACAGAACUCGACACACGAGUUCCCUAACGCUAGUUCAUUCAAUCGUUCGAUAUUUCCACGAUUAAGCCACACCAGUGAAAUAGCAAUACAUCUGGCAUUGCGGAGGGGACACAGGGCUUCGUUCUAAAGCUACCGCGUGUCUGCCUCGGAGCGAGCAGCAAGCACCUGUAAAGUUGGUAGUAUACGCCAAACUCCUCGUCGUUCGGCUGACAGGGCAGCAUGGAGUGAGGAAGACAAUUGCAUGAAACUGGGAGAAAGUAGAACACACGUGAGAAGAGCACACGGCGAGCAAUGGAAGCGCUAAAACACUGGAUAUACUCAACGAUGCUUACGUCGAGUGUGGAUUUACGAUAGUUUCAGUGUUUUGAAAACGCAUUCUAAACUAAAGUUCAAUAUGUUUGAGGAUUUGUACACCAUUGUCCCCUUGUUUAUUCUCGGAUUGACUACAGCCUUCCAAGACACCUACUUCGACGAAGACCCCAGUGAUCCACUGCCUCGUUUUCUACCUAACCCUAGUAACUACACGUAUCGAGUUGGACAAACAGCAGUGUUAAAGUGUGCAGUGGAGAAUCUAGGGGAAAAGAAGGUGAGCUGGCGAAGAGCCGCCGAGUCCAGUCCUCUGACAGUGGGAACUCUUACGUUUAUAGACGAUAACAGAUUUAGUAUACGCCACCCUAAAGGCUCGACAAAAUGGCAUCUGGUCAUUGAGAAGGUGCAGCUGGAAGAUGGGGGUAUUUACGAAUGUCAGGUUCCAUCAAAGGUUCGACAUUUAAGAUCACAUAUCUUACUGAUUGUUAGAGAGCGUCGGACGAUAAAAACAGCGUUAGAUAUACAAAUUACAGGUAAACCGUUUGUAGAGAAAGGGGAUACGAUCCUUCUCAUGUGCAAUGCCACAGGCAAGGACCACCCACCCGAUGAUCUGGACUGGUUCAAAAACGGGAAUAAACUUUUAACCCAAUAUGCAAAUAAGGUGUAUAUAAGGAAGUUUGUUUCCUUGACAACCAAGACAAUCGUCAGCAUUCUUGAGAUAAAGGAUGCAACUCUGGAGGAUGCUGGGAUGUACGUUUGCCGGACGUCUGAUCUCCAGAUUACAAGUGCGAGAGUCAACGUAUUAAAAACCGAUACUUCCAACUGGAAAAGAGGUACAGCUCCGAAAAAUUCUACAAGUGGAGCAACUAGCUCCAACAACGGGACUUAUUCUUCCCACAAUUUUACAUUUUUAAUUCUCAUGCUUGUUUUGACAGUUUUAAAAAUAUGUGUCUGGUGUCCAAGGUGACGAACUCCUUCACGACGACACUACUCCGUCUUUCCUCACGUCAUUCUAACCUUUGUGUUUGUGAUAUUUUGAAUGGAUUAAGCGGGAUAACUCCAACAAGACUGUGCCCAAAGUGAGAGCACAUGGGAGUAAGAGUUCUCAUCGAUAUCGAAGACAUGGACCUGGAUAUAUUUUCACAUCAUUGUACCUAGUAUUUAUUCAUCCCUAUCACAUAUAUAUAUACAUCAGCAUUCGAUACCUCAUUUUCAGUCAUUCGUCGCUUAGCGACGUUAGGAACAUUAAUGGGACCAGAAGAAGCGUUGUUGUCAGUAUAUACCUUCAGUUUGGGGCUGUAGGGCUUGUUGAACCAUUCAUCCAGCUAACUCUCCCCUCCAUCAGUAUCACGGAGAGAGCUCUGAUGGAGGGACAUUGUACUCUCUUACGUCAUCACGUCAUAAUUUAAUCGUGUCAACAUCGACGAAUGACUCAUUCUCGGUACAUCAUCCCCGAGAUAUACCAUGCACCUGUGCACGGGAAGCGAAACCUCCCCCACAUGCCCAGGAGACGUACCACGCCCUGGUACGACAUCCUUCUGUAGUCGGCCAGGGACACCACGUCCUGAUACAACAUCCUUCUGUACCCGAGAGGCGAGCGACCCCGUUAUACACCAUCCCUCUGUUCUCGGGAAGAGACACCACGUCCUGAUACAACAUCCUUCUGUACCCGAGAGGCGAGCCACCCCGUUAUACACCAUCCCUCUGUUCUCGGGGAGAGGCACCACGUCCUGAUACAACAUCCUUCUGUACCCGAGAGGCGAGCCACCCCGUUAUACAACAUCCCUCUG
Molecule: messenger RNA, 2745 nt
Organism: Haliotis rubra (blacklip abalone)
Lineage: Eukaryota; Metazoa; Mollusca; Gastropoda; Lepetellida; Haliotidae
Product: lachesin-like
Exons: 7
Coding region: 1041-1922 (293 amino acids)
Biological process (GO): synapse organization
Cellular component (GO): neuron projection membrane
Source: RefSeq, a predicted model, not a curated record